AUGUCUCAAACGAAUAUCCCCAUACGUACACUUGCCAGCCCUUUGGAAUAUCAAAAAAUUAAGCUUCAGGGGUCUGAUCAGCUCCACCAACUCCUUGGUGCACUUUUAAUUCGCAAGGAACUGGCUGCGCAAAUACAAGAGCUCAACUUCGAAGCGACUGGUUCAGCAAAUACAGGGGAGUCUGCUCUCUACGACAACGUGGACGACUUUGAAGAUCGAGUGGAUGACGCCAUUAAUACAGCUGCCCAGGGCGUUCCUGAAUGGUUCACUGAAUACUGGCGGCACAAUAUCUUUCUUGAGCCGGACGAGGAAGAUGAUGCAUCUGAUCUUUCCUCCGCUCCCCCAGUCAAGGAUGACGCAGUCCUUGCCUUGGUUCUUUGUUUAGCCACGAAUCUAGAACAGCUCGACCUCACGAUUACAAGAGAUGGAGCCUUUCCGAUAACUCGAGAUGUACUGGGCUUGGACUGGCGGCUAGCAUCUGGCCAUUCUAACGCACAUCGUCCUUUUCAUAAGCUGAAAGACUUGCGCCUGAGCUGCAGAAAGUGCCGAUAUGGCGACGAAUUUAACUCGUACUCAUGGGUACCCAUCACUGAUAGUCUUCAGAAUGUCUCUCUCAACAACCUCUCCCGCCGUCAGUCGUCGCCAUCUCCUUGGCCAUGUCUGUCAGCAAGCCUUCAUCAUGGCCUGGGUACAAGGCUUCACACGCUUGAGAUUCGAGAUGUCUAUACCCGUCUGCCAGAGAUAAAGGCCUUGUUCAGCAGACCAUGUUUCUGGGCCUUGAAGCGUCUUAAACUCAGCACACUACUGACGCGCGAUAGUAUUGAUGACGAGGAUAUCGUCGACGGCUUUGAACUGAGCUUCGAUAUUGUCAUACAAUUUCCUCAUCUUGAAUAUCUCGAAAUUACAAAUGCGCCUAUUGGGUGCGGAACUUUCGGGAGCUUUGCAGAACACGAAAGCCUUGUAGAAAUGGUUGUUGAUUAUCACCUACUAGAGCAUGAUUCGGGCAAUACAGGUAGAUUGCAUUACCCGCAUGAGAUCCUUCCACCGAAUCUCCGAUCCCUGGAGUUGACAAACAUCAAAUCCUGGGGUUAUGAUGGUCAACUUAAAAAGUUGAUCAAUCGUUACCGAAACUACGCCAGGAAAGGCACGGAUUUUGUAACAUUCAUAGACGCUCUGUUUGGGGCAAACCAGAUUAGGAAAUUCGACCUUCAUCUUGACAUGGAGCAACGCCAUAUCGCCCGCCCAAGGACCCCUGGCAUGCAAGCUCCCGAGGUUCGUGUCGACGAUGCACUAUUGGAGCUCAGCAAUGAUCAGUAUGACAUCUUUCGACAAAUGAUCGAAACUGGUACUAGGGAAGGUGUGGAGAUCGGGAUUUGGCGACAUGGGGCAAAGUAUCCGAAAAGGCUCCUUUUGGCACCAGACCACGUGUUGCCGUGGCCGCAUUGCAGCGACGUUGACCGAGAGCAUUGGCAUCGAGAAAACGAAGAGUGGUGGAAGUUCAAGAACAAUCAGAUCGACGUCACAGACUUGGAAGAAGAUCAUCACGAAAAUUGGGAUGCCAUCGAGUCAGGCUACAAAUUUGUGGAGGUGGUACACAGUUUUUACAACACUGAAUGGAAGGUAGAUCUCACGCAGCUGCCUAUAAUAGACGAAGCAUACGAUGGCGAAGAUGAAGGCGACAUGAUGUUGUUUUAG
Messenger RNA from Didymosphaeria variabile, 1695 nucleotides. RefSeq lists its product as uncharacterized. NCBI's taxonomy places the organism in Eukaryota, Fungi, Ascomycota, Dothideomycetes, Pleosporales, Didymosphaeriaceae. Bases 1 to 1695 code for a protein of 564 amino acids. The record is from RefSeq and is a predicted model, not a curated record. The transcript has a single exon.